AUGCUCCUCGACGUGCUGGGCAGACAGCCAUCGCUCUUCAAGCUGUAUACGCAAGUUGCCUUUGUCUUUGCGAUCAGCGAUGGAGCAUCAAACACAGAUCAGGUCGCGAGCGCUUUACGCUGCGGACUCGACAGUCUAGCUGCACAGUUGCCGUGGCUGCGCGGCAGCGUUCUCAACGAAGACUCAAAACCGGGCUGCAGCGGAUCGUAUCGCAUCGUCGAGUCUCCAGAGAUUCCGCUAGUUGUCGCAGAUCUGCGAGAGGCUGGCAGUGCCGCUACGCUGAACGAACUCCAAAGUGCUCAAUAUCCUUUCUCAUUGCUGGACGAAAGUCUCAUCGCGCCAUGCAUGACUCUGAAUCUUCCUGGAAGCUCAAACGGCCUCGUCGCAGAGACGGGACCCGUCUUCGCGCUCCAAGCAAACUUCAUCACCGGCGGACUGAUCCUUACCGUGGCUGCGCAACACAACGUCAUGGACAUGGCCGGUAUGGCGGCUGUCGUAACCUGGCUCUCGAGGGCAUGCGACGGAACAUGCCUCUCGGACGAGGAACUUGCCAUCGCGAACAUCGACAAGAGCAAAGUAUUGACUCUGUAUGACGGUACAUGGAUACCGAACGAGGCAUGGCUGGAGCGCCUGCAAGCUAAGCCCGCGGCACCUUCGCCUAGUCCAACGGUCGCACCCAACGUCUGGUGGGGCUACGUAGCAUUCUCGACCGAUUCCGUCGCAGCUCUGAAGAGAAUCGCGACAGAGACCAAAGACGCGGACAGCAACUACAUCAGCUCCGACGAUGCCGUCUGCGCAUUCAUUUGGAAGCACCUGUCCCGCGCAAGAACAGCGAGGACAGCGGCGAAGAGCCCAACGGUGUUCGCUCGUGCGGUUGAUUUGCGGAGCCGCAUGGGCGUGCCAUCGACGUAUCCAGGCACGCUCACCAACAUGGCGUACAACGAAUCCUCGCUCGGCAGCAUCGGCAAAGCGCCGCUCGGUAAAAUUGCAGCCGAGCUGCGCAGCCAGCUCAAUUCGCCAAAGCUGUCCGAGGAUACUCGAGCCCUCGCCACCGUCCUUGACCGACUCCAAGACAAAAGCGUCAUCAACAUCACGGCGCCCGUAGACCCGUCGACGGGCAUCAUGCUGAGUUCCUGGGCGUUUGCGAAGCUCGAUCAGCUUGACUUUGGCAUGGGUCUUGGCAUGCCGCUCGCUGUCCGUCGCCCGGCCUUCACCCCCGUGGAGAGUCUGAUGUACGUCAUGCCCAAGAGCCCAUCACACGGCGCGGUCAUCGGCAUGUGUCUCCGAGAAGAAGACUGGACGCAGCUGAAGCAAGACAGCGGGUGGAUCGAGCAUGCAACGUAUUUGGGCUGA
This is a messenger RNA of Moesziomyces aphidis, 1353 nucleotides long. NCBI's taxonomy places the organism in Eukaryota, Fungi, Basidiomycota, Ustilaginomycetes, Ustilaginales, Ustilaginaceae. The record is from the annotation of a GenBank genome assembly.